Bacidia gigantensis is the source of this 954-nucleotide messenger RNA. RefSeq lists its product as uncharacterized. The transcript is spliced from 2 exons. The record is from RefSeq and is a predicted model, not a curated record. Lineage: Eukaryota; Fungi; Ascomycota; Lecanoromycetes; Lecanorales; Ramalinaceae. Bases 1 to 954 code for a protein of 317 amino acids.
AUGUUCAAUCUUACGUCUCUUGUGCAAAAGGCUCACUCCAUCAUUGAUGCCACCUCCUCUCAAGGUCCGAAAGCAGAUGGCAGGCCAUCGAAAGAAGCUCUUUUCCGCCUGCAGUUCCGUCUCCCAGACUCUCAGACACCGCUACAAGAGAUAACAGCCGAACUCAUCCUAAAUGCAGCCCAUGCCUCAAAACCCACCUUCCAGCCCCCAAUUGAAAAGCAUAGAAGCCGAGAACACGGCGCUUCGUACGUGGGCAAGCUACAUUUAAGUGAAAGCUUCCUGUGCUUCUCAACGCAAGCUUCCAGCUUCCACCCAAAUGCAAGUCUACAAGCAUCAAGUAUCUUUACUGGUCAGACACAAGGGGCAGGUCCUGCUGGAAAUGGCUUCACGCUACCCUUGUGUGCUAUUCGACGAGUUGAGAGACUCCCAUCAGAAAAUAGCCUGUUCUCUCUGGCGAUUACGACAUGGAAUGGCAUGACAGCCUUGUCUGGAAAGCAAGGGAAUACGAGUGAUGCACAGCGCUUUCGAAUCGAGCUUGGUGGUGGUCGGCAGGCAUCGGAAAGGUUCUGUGAUGGGUUGAAGCGGGGCCUCAGGGACGGCAUUAAAGAGGUGGAGCACCUGAAGGCCUUGAUUAGGGAAUGCUACUCUGAUUUCCUACUGUCUGGAAGUACAAAGGCCGAGCGAGAUGCCGCAUUGGUUGCCAACGGUUUGAAAGAGCCUCCAGACACAGGUCUAGGAAUGCUUUUUCGGUAUCCAGGAGACGCAAAGAAGCUAAGAGAUCAAAGCAAGAUCCGUUUGUGGAGAGAAGAAUGGCCGAAAUGCUACGCUCAUUCGACAGCCAACCUUUCACAAGCUGAUAAGAGUGGGGUUGCCGAACCGCUUACGCUCAGAGAUUUGGGAGCUGACGUCUGGAUCGAUGUUUCUGCGCCUCCAAAAGCCAAAGCUAUAUUCUGA